AAACUCGUUUUUUAAUAUUAUCUGGAUAACGUAAGUUUAUAUUGGUAUACUAAGUACAACAUUACAUACUUAUAGGGAUCAUGGGAUUAUUACACUGUGUACCAUUAUUUAUCGUCACACCAUUUUACAUGGUCACAGCAGUAGCAUAUAAUUACAGCAUUAAAUUAGCAUUCCCUGAAGAUGUCUACAAUGAUUAUAUUCAAAAACAAAAUGAUGCGUUUAAUGGAAUCUUUGGAUUAUGUGGUGGGGAUAAUAAUGGUUCCGACGAAGACUAAUGGAAUCAGAAUUUGGAGAAGUAGUUGUACUGAAUAGUAAAUUAUAAGAUUAUCCAAGAAUUCCUAAACUAGUAUGAUGAUCGUAAGAUCAUGAGUACAGAAUUACCCUGAAUCAUCAUAAUUUUUAUUGAUAUAUCGGCUCUCCAAGAUUAUAAAAUGGAUAACUCAGCUGCUCUAUGGACUUCUUAUAUGCAUUAUCUGAAGGUUUGCAAGGUUAUGAUAAACUAAAUGGUGUGUCUUUAGGAAAAUUUUUAUACGCUGGUAGUAGUAAAUGAGUGAAUAAGCUAAAACUAAUACAAAUAAUAAAAAAAUUUAGUUUC
Messenger RNA from [Candida] anglica, 595 nucleotides. NCBI's taxonomy places the organism in Eukaryota, Fungi, Ascomycota, Pichiomycetes, Serinales, Debaryomycetaceae. The record is from the annotation of a GenBank genome assembly.